GUACGACUUUGACGACCGCGCGGCAGUAAUCAGAAACAACCUUAAUUUGCUUUCGAGACCUCUGGGCUCAAGGGGUACAGACUUGUUUGACCGUGAAGGACUGGGACAUUUGCAUUACGGCCCUCUAACCUGCACCUGAAAGUGUUUGGAGUUGAAACUAACAAUUUCUGAAAGUUUAGACGCCUGGAUUGACCUACAUAAACAGUGAUCGAAGGGGAUCGCUGAUUGUAUGGAGCAAUGCCUGCCAAAUACUCUCAUGUCAAGAAGAGGGCUGCCACAAGCCCCCCAAAGAAAUCGAACGGAAAGGGCCACCACCACCAUGGCAAACAUCACCGCAGCCCAGACCCCCACCUCGACCGGACGAUCUCGAAGGCCAUGUCCGCUGUCUCAGAGCUCGAACAAGCCAUAGCUCACAUGCUGCUCAUCCGCUUCGAGCAGGACAUUGCUCGGCUCUUCUCCACGCAUCUGUACUGCGUCGCCCUCGUGCACCUCCCGACGUUUGUCAUGCGCUGCAUUACAGUGGGUGGGCCAGGUUGGGUGGCAGCGAACGCGGACUCGGAAGAAGUGAAGGACUUUUUCCGCGCGUGCAUCGGUAUGGAUCUGAGGCAGUCUGGCGAGCGCGUCGCGACAAAGAGCGUGCUGUGGUCGUACACCGCGCUGCGGCAUUUCGCUCUAUCCAAUAAUGUACCCAUUUGCCGUAAACGGGGACUCCACUCCCUGCGCCUCCUGCCGUACUAUUCCGCCCUGAAAGCGCACGUCGAGACGCUCCUCACGAUGCCCGCGCCGGCCUUCUCGAAGCCGCCGCACCUCGGCCCGCUCACGGAGGGGCUCGCCGCGCUUGAGGACGCGUGCGAGCACAAAUGGGCCGGCGACGGCGAGUGGCGCGCGAAGGUGCGCACGGGGUACGAGCGCGCGUGCCAGACUCUGUGGCGCGUCGCGCGCGAGUUCGACGUGCGUGGGUACGGUCGCGUGCUGCGCGAGAAGCUCACGACCAAGUGGUGCAACUGCGGGUGCUCGACGGACCACCUCGGCGAGGUGUGCGAGCGCACAGUGCGCGAGGACGAGGAGGAGAGCGGCGUGCGCGCGGGCAAGGAGCGCGAGUGGGAUGGCAGAGGGGCGGGCGUGUACGGCUGGGAGACGGAGGACGAGGAGGACGUGUGGGAGCUGGAUCUGGACUUUAGCGCGUUGGACCCGGACGAGUGCGACGAGGGCGUUGAUCCCGACAUGACCAUCGGUGAGCUCAUGGAGUGGCGGUACCUUAGAGCCGAAUGGGAGAAAGAGCAGGGAAAUGCUGCCUUCCGGAGGGCCGAGUAUGAGUGUGCCAUCGAGCGCUACAAAGCCGCGCACGAGAUUGAACCGGAGAUGCCCCGUUACCAGCUUAACCUCGCCGCUGCGUAUCUGAAGGUACAAAAGUGGAUGGAGGCUGAGGAUGCAUGCACCAUCGCUCUCGGACAACAUAAGAGUAGCAAGGGCUACUUUCGACGUGCCAAAGCCCGAGCCAUGCAGGGACGUAUUGAGGAUGCUAUCAAGGAUCUACGUGCCACCCUGAAGGUACAACCUGGCAACCCCGAAGCAAUAGCGGAGCUGAUUGCCCUUCUACCACCUCCGGACCCGGCUGAGGCAACCCCAGCAGAUACAGGACCAGCGGUAUCCCCAUCUGCCAUGGCUGCCGCUUCGUCUUCGUCAUCCUCUUCCUCAUGGAACGCGACGUCGGCUUGCAACGAUGCUCCUUCACCGUACCCUGAGUAUCUUCGGAUACCGAAACCAAAGCCUCCUCGACCCUUGCCAUUCGCGCGGACCGAGGCUGACGAUCGCAAGAUAAAGAUUUUAUGGCAGCCGCUGACGGUCGACAUGCCCAUCGAUGACCCAUGCACCGCGCAGUCGUCCCCCGACGGGAAACGUACGCAGAAAAAAGCUGCGUGGUUGAAGAGCAAAGGCACUUCGAUGAAAACCGAGACGUUCACGUACCCUAAUUGGGAGCGAUAUAUCGUCAUGACGGUCUGACAGCAAGGUAGCGUUGGGGAAUGGACAUGUACUUGGGACUAGUUUUAUUAUUAUGUAUUCGGUUUGUGAUUGUGAGGUGUAAGAUAGGUGGUGCUGGCAGCGCUUUCGGAUAGGUGAUUCAACCUGGUACAUGACCAUGGGACACAGGAGCGCC
Gloeophyllum trabeum ATCC 11539 is the source of this 2158-nucleotide messenger RNA. RefSeq lists its product as uncharacterized. NCBI's taxonomy places the organism in Eukaryota, Fungi, Basidiomycota, Agaricomycetes, Gloeophyllales, Gloeophyllaceae. The record is from RefSeq and is a predicted model, not a curated record. The coding region runs from base 238 to 2004 and encodes 588 amino acids. Gene Ontology annotation, molecular function: protein binding. The transcript has 8 exons.